AUGUCUCAGCAACCAACAGAGAUCAAGGCGGUCUUCUUCGACUUCAUGGGCACCUGCCUCAACUGGCAUGCCAGCGUAGUUGAAUCCUUACCCUCUGCCAUUCCAAAGGACGAAGCGUCAAAGUUCGCCCUCGAGUGGCGCAGACAAUAUUUCAUCCAGAAUGCACAGCGACAUGCGCAAGGCCUCGAGCCCGAGGACAUUGACAUCACGUUUGCGCGGGUUCUCGACAACCUUUUGACACAGUCUCCCGUCCAUGCCGACCACUUCAGUCCCGACGUCAAGGCUCGGCUGAUCAAGGCGUGGCACUCGCAACCUGCAUGGCCCGAAGUCGCAAAGGCCAUUGAGAGCCUGCGUAAAGAUCUCGGCCUCGAAGUGUUUGUGCACGCCAAUGGCACCACUCGCUUGCAGCUGGACCUCGUUCGGUUUUCGGGGUUGAGCUUCGACAUGCUCUUCUCCAGUCAGCUGCUGGGUGUUUACAAGCCCAACCCCAUUGCUUAUGAAAAGGCGUUGCAACUCGUCAAGCUGAAGCCUGAGGAAGUGGUGCUGGUUGCAGCGCAUGCGUAUGAUUUACGCGGGGCUCAGCAGGUUGGGCUAAGGACCAUCUAUGUUCAUCGAUGGACCGAUGACGUAGAUGAGGAUAUGGGACAGGUGCGGUCUGAGUUUGAUGUGUUCCUAGAAGAUAUGACGGAUCUGCCGAAUGCAGUCGGUAGAUUGUGA
Colletotrichum orchidophilum is the source of this 717-nucleotide messenger RNA. RefSeq names its product haloacid dehalogenase. NCBI's taxonomy places the organism in Eukaryota, Fungi, Ascomycota, Sordariomycetes, Glomerellales, Glomerellaceae. The record is from RefSeq and is a predicted model, not a curated record. Gene Ontology annotation, molecular function: hydrolase activity, acting on halide bonds, in C-halide compounds. The transcript has a single exon. Bases 1 to 717 code for a protein of 238 amino acids.